AAUGGUCUCUUUUUCAAUACUUAACGGUGCACGAGUAGUUGUACAUGCUCCUGGAACAACUGCACAUCCAGAAGCUGAAGGUUUCGAUGCUUCGCCUGGCCUUACUGUGCGAAUAGGAGUUAAGGCUAGAGAAAAUGUUAGAAUAUCUCAUCCAUGGGGUAAUUGUACAGAUGAGACAGCAAGAAUUAAAAAAUAUACACUUUUAUCCUGCCAAAACGAAUGUAUACAAAAGAGGAUAAUGGAGAAAUGUGAGUGCGUUGAUAAUAGCCUACCGCAUUCCAAUACUUCUAAAUUACCCUUUUGCUAUCAACUUCCCUCUGAGUGGUUGAAUAGGCCGCAUUGUUCCAAUGUAACAAUAGCUAAGAUGAUGACAAUUGAGGACGAUUGUCAUGAGAUAAUAAACUCUUGGUAUAGUCGUUUACAGUGCGUAACGGAUGUUUAUCAUAAUAUGACUAUAAAAGAUCCAGACGCAAUUGAUUCUUGCCAAUGUUAUCCCCCGUGUGCAGACAUCCUCUAUGAUGCCAGCUAUUCUAUAUCAAUGUUUCCACCAAAAUCAGCAGACAAUACUCUCUUCUUUUCAAAAGUUGAUGAUUUUAUUAACACCAAAUUACCUUAUGAUAAGAAGAGAAUUAUAAAAGAAAAAGUUGAAGAACAUCUCAAGGUUGAUGAUGUAUCGGCUUACGCUAACUCAAGUGUGCAAGAUUCAAAGAAUCGUACAAUUUCAGAACAAUAUUUGAAGUAUGUAGCCGAUAAGUACUUUACCAGGAUUACAAUUUACAUUGCCGAUUCAAACGUGAUUAGAACUGUAGAAUCUCCUGAUUAUGAAGCAAUUCGAUUAAUAUCUGAUAUUGGAGGUCAGUUAGGUUAG
Messenger RNA from Dimorphilus gyrociliatus, 868 nucleotides. The record is from the annotation of a GenBank genome assembly. Lineage: Eukaryota; Metazoa; Annelida; Polychaeta; Dinophilidae.